Messenger RNA from Styela clava, 1050 nucleotides. RefSeq lists its product as uncharacterized. Lineage: Eukaryota; Metazoa; Chordata; Ascidiacea; Stolidobranchia; Styelidae. The record is from RefSeq and is a predicted model, not a curated record.
ACCAAUACAGUAUAUAUUUCAAAUUUUCGAGUAUAGAUUUCGGCAAAAUGAAUACUUCGAUAACUAUCAUAAAUAUAGUUGUGAUUUUUAUUGUUACUAUUGGCGUAAUUGAAUCCAAAAUUUGUCCGCAUGGAAAAGCAGGAGAAGAAAUCGAUUGGGCAAAGCUUGCAAAGAAAAAGAAGACCUUUUACGACGUCCUUGAUAUACCGACACCAACAACUCCUUUUGACUGUUACAACUGGAAGAAUAUUCGAGUGACGAAUGAUGGCUUCAUUUCUGAAGUGCAUAAAUAUAUAGAAGGAAUGCCAGGUGAAUCAACGAUGAAUGCUCGCUACGUUUAUACUGGAAAUGGUACAUAUAGUUUAAGUUCGAAAAAUGACUUCUCAUUUCUGAAAAAAGGCCAAUCUGCUACCAACACCAUAAUGCCAUCGUCUGACGAGCAAUUCCAAUACUUUUUGAAUCAGAUGCUUCAAUUGAAGUUCUAUUUCUUUACUGAUUAUGAAACUUACUUGGCCGCAGCAGCUUGCAUCCCUGGAUCCGUAUUUGGAUGGGUCAAAUUUACCAAACAAAAUCCUGGAGGCAAAAUCAUUGCAAAAGUUUGGGACAAAUUUUCGGAGUAUGGUGAAUUGCCGAAAAUCACCUGGAAGACUAAAUGUGUCAGACGCAAGUAUCGACAGAAGAGAAAUUAGCAACAAUAAUAUAUUUUUUCUUGUUAGUGAUAAAAAUAUAUAUAUAUAAACGAUUGAAUAAAAACAACUGAUUUUUUUUAAUUUCGACAAUGACUUUCCUAUAUUAAAACCGAAAUUGUCAUAUUUCUCAUGAUUAUAUUAUAUUAUUAAUAUUAAAAAUGAUAUAUACAUAUAUAUUAUUCAAACACAUAAUAAAAAUAACACCAAGUUUGUUCAGAGACCUUGAGUCAAUCGGAAAUCGGAAUGUAUUCCGGAGCGACAGUUUAAUUGGUCAUGGAUAUACAUUGGACUUUCCUAUGUUAAAACCUAAAUUGUCACCUUUCUCGUGAUUGUAGUAUUUUAAUAAUAUUAUAUACGCUAA